Mercurialis annua (annual mercury) is the source of this 1720-nucleotide messenger RNA. RefSeq lists its product as uncharacterized. The transcript is spliced from 10 exons. Gene Ontology annotation, cellular component: eukaryotic translation initiation factor 2B complex. Gene Ontology annotation, molecular function: guanyl-nucleotide exchange factor activity; translation initiation factor activity. The record is from RefSeq and is a predicted model, not a curated record. Gene Ontology annotation, biological process: translational initiation. Bases 193 to 1425 code for a protein of 410 amino acids. NCBI's taxonomy places the organism in Eukaryota, Viridiplantae, Streptophyta, Magnoliopsida, Malpighiales, Euphorbiaceae.
CCAAAAAGUUUCAAUUCUGAUAAAACCGGCUGUGAUUUCCGCACUCCAAAUCCAUGACAACAAUUUCCGAUAAUUAAAACCCUAAAUCUCAGUUUUUUCUUUCUCGAGUUUUUAAGUAUUUAACCUUAAAAUUUGAGUUUUUACGAAUUCAUUACAGAAUUUAAUCAGAACUAAAGAAAACACAACUUAAAUAUGCCAGAAACUCAAAAACUCAUCAAUGAGUUUAUUACCAAACUCGGAAAACGGAAAGUUGAAGGUUCACAAGCAACAGCUUUAAUGACAGCUGAUUUGCUUAGAUCAGUAAUUUCUCAUAUGAAGGCGCCGCAAACCAACCAGGCUUCCGCUCUUAUUGAUGCUGUUAAAAGUGUUGGUGUUCAGCUCAUUGAUGCUAAUCCUGUCGAGCUUGCGAUUGGGAAUAUUGUGAGGCGGGUUCUGCAUAUUAUCAGAGAGGAAGAACUUUCACUUGUCUCAAAUGCUGUUGGAGGGUUGAGAUUAUCUACCUCUGAUGAUAAUCUAGAAAUUGAAAACAAGGGAGAUAUCCAAAUUCAGAAUCCUGCUGGUAGAAGCUUAAUGCGUCAACCUUCGUUGCAUACCCUUUUGGACUUCGAGUUUGAUUCAGCAAUAGGAGAUUACUCUGCUCCUUUAGGAGAUUGUUUUGAAGGAAAAAGCAAAUCUGCAGAAAGAAACGUAAAGAGCUGGAAAUUGAAGAAUGAUGUGAUAGAGGGAAUUAAUUCAGUCAUUGAAGAGUUGAAUACAUGCCAUGAUCAUAUUGCAGAACAAGCAGUGGAGCUUAUUCAUCAAAAUGAGGUGAUAUUAACUUUAGGUCGUUCAAGAACUGUGAUGGAGUUCCUAUGUGCUGCAAAGGAGAAAAGAAGGUCAUUUCGGGUUUUUGUUGCGGAAGGGGCUCCAAAGUAUCAUGGUCAUGUCCUUGCAAGAGACUUGGCUCAAAAAGGCUUACAAACUACCUUGAUUACAGAUUCUGCAGUUUUUGCAAUGAUUUCUCGAGUUAAUAUGGUUAUAGUAGGAGUUCAUGCUGUGAUGGCUAAUGGCGGUGUCAUCGGCCAAGUUGGCUUGAAUAUGGUUGCACUUGCUGCUCGGAAGCAUGCCGUUCCAUUUGUUGUGGUUGCUGGUACUCACAAGUUAUGUCCACUGUAUCCUCAAGAUCCAAGGGUCAUCUUAAAUGAGAUGAAAUGUCCAUCUGACCUCUUGGACUUCGGAGAAUUCUCGGACUGCAUGGAUUUCGGAAGUGGCAGUGGUGCUCCUAUGAUUCAUGUUGCCAAUCCUGGAUUUGAUUAUGUUCCUCCAGAGCUAGUCAGCCUUUUCAUCACAGACGUAGGAGGAUAUAACCCUUCGUUUAUCUUCCGCCUUCUUGCUGAUUAUUACUCUGCCAAUGAUCUGAUUCUGCAAAAACAGACCGCCGCUUAGAAAAGGCAUAGCAUAAAAAGCUGCAGAAGUUUUGAUACUGUAAAGAUAGAACAAGGACAGAAAAACAGCUGAAAAGAUGAAGAGUUUACGCUAACACCACGAUUUCUGCUCGUGCUGGGUGAAGUGAUAUGUUGAGGAUAGAAAAUACAAAAACUUGAAGAGUAUUUUGCACAUUUGUUUUGACAAAUUUAUAGGAAUAGGACCUUUAUUUGCAAGGAAAAAAAUCUUAGGGAACUUAUUGAUUAGCUAACUAUUUACAAUACAAUUAGCAUCCCAGAAAGAUAUGUUAUAUCAA